Messenger RNA from Aaosphaeria arxii CBS 175.79, 1888 nucleotides. RefSeq names its product mRNA cap methyltransferase. NCBI's taxonomy places the organism in Eukaryota, Fungi, Ascomycota, Dothideomycetes, Pleosporales. Gene Ontology annotation, biological process: 7-methylguanosine mRNA capping. Gene Ontology annotation, molecular function: mRNA 5'-cap (guanine-N7-)-methyltransferase activity. Gene Ontology annotation, cellular component: nucleus. The record is from RefSeq and is a predicted model, not a curated record. The coding region runs from base 214 to 1614 and encodes 466 amino acids. The transcript has a single exon.
CAGGAACCUUCUUUCUCUUGUUUGUUCUUCCAAUUUCAACUUUGAACCUUCCAUUAUCAUUCAAGCAUAGGCAACAAUUUCUUCCACAUUAUCUUUUGAUUACUAAUUUGCCUUUGAAACUUCGCUUUCAGAUCAAUAGCCUCCCAACUUCUGAACCACCCGAUUUUCUACCACAAGCAUUGUUCGCGAACGAGAUCAGCUCCUCUAAACACAAUGGCUGGACCGAAUCCGGUUGACAACGGGAAGAAGCGCGCGCGCUCGACUUCAAGAACUCCUUCCCCUCCGCGACAGCGCAAGCGUCCGGGUGCCGGUGCCCGAUUCUCUCAAGCCGAUCGCGAAGCUGCGCGUAGGCGACAACAAGAUCGCGAACAGGAAGAGGACCGUCAGAAACAUGAAGAAGCAAAGUCACGCGGAGUUCAUGACGUUGUGAAGCAGCACUACAACAUGGUGCCCGAGCGAGGUCGCGAAUGGCGUGUGACGGACAGUAAGAUCAAAGGUCUGCGAAGCUUCAACAACUGGGUCAAGUCUUCUACCAUCCAGAAGUUCAUUGGCAAUGAGAGACAUCUCAACAUUCUUGAUAUUGGCUGUGGAAAAGGUGGAGACCUUCAAAAAUGGCACUCGUCUCGACGAGUGGGCCUCUACGUUGGUUGUGAUCCUGCGGAUGUGUCUAUCAAGCAGGCAAGAGAUCGAUAUGAGCAGAUGAAAAGGCGCGGACGAGUCUUUGACGCUCAAUUUCACACCAAGGAUUGCUUCGGGGAGUCUCUCGCGGACAUUGAUAUCAUUCGCAGAGUUGGCAUUGAUCCUAGUGUUGGCCCAAAUAAUGCGAUCAGCCAACGCUGGGGCGGAGGUGGUUGGGACAUGGUGACUAUGAUGUUUUGUAUGCAUUACGCUUUCGAGAACGAGGAGAAAGCAAGGGGCAUGCUACGGAACGUCGCAGGUUCAUUGAAGAGAGGAGGUCGCUUCAUUGGAUGCAUACCCAAUUCAGAUGUCCUCUCAGCCAAGGUCAUCGAACACCACAAAGCCAACGGAAAAGCCGCAGAAGGCGAGAACGGUGCUGCGGCCGAUGAAGACGACGACAGGCCUACAUUUGCGAGCGACGAUGAGGAAGAUUGGGAUCCUGAGAAAAGUCUGGAUAGCCCGAAGCCUCAAGAGACAGAUCAAGAUGGUGCUCCAGCUACAGACGGUGCAAAUGGAGACGCCGAGGACGCGAAAAAGGGAGCCGAUGCGGAAGACGGUGAAGUGGAGGAAGAAGGGUUUGAAUGGGGCAACAGUAUCUACAAGGUCAAAUUCCCCGGAAAGACCCCAGCGGACGGUACAUUUCGACCACCUUUUGGUUGGAAAUACUUCUAUUAUUUAGAAGAAGCUGUUGAUACAGUACCGGAAUACGUUGUCCCUUGGGAAGCAUUCCGCGCACUUGCUGAAGACUAUAACCUUGAGCUCCAGUAUAGAAAGUCGUUCAGGGAGGUUUGGGAGGAGCAAAAGGAUGAUCGUGAGCUUGGUCUACUAAGCGAAAGGAUGGGCGUUCGAGAGCGUGGCACUGGUCGUCUACUUACGACGGAAGAGGAGCUGGAUGCAGCCGACUUUUAUCACACGUUCUGCUUCUACAAGGUAUAGAUUUGGAGCGGUUGGUUUGGAGGCAAGCCUUGCCGGAGCAUUUUUUGGCCAAUGAAAGGAUGGAUACAUUGCAUUACCAUAGUGCAGCAAUAAGGAAUUCUAGCGCAUCUUUGUCCUUUGUUUCUCUCUGGCAUGUGGGGCCUCGGUGUGUGACCGCUCGUGAAAGUCAUCAAGCUCUUGAUUUAUAUUACUACAGUAGUGGCAGUGAAGGGUAUGAGAUUCUAUGUGCUCAUUGACGAAGGGGUGCCAAUGGAAUUCGCAGCUAAGAAGUCAG